Varanus komodoensis (Komodo dragon) is the source of this 1116-nucleotide messenger RNA. RefSeq names its product urotensin-2 receptor-like. Gene Ontology annotation, biological process: neuropeptide signaling pathway; regulation of blood pressure; blood vessel diameter maintenance. Bases 1 to 1116 code for a protein of 371 amino acids. The transcript has a single exon. The record is from RefSeq and is a predicted model, not a curated record. Gene Ontology annotation, cellular component: membrane. Gene Ontology annotation, molecular function: urotensin II receptor activity. NCBI's taxonomy places the organism in Eukaryota, Metazoa, Chordata, Lepidosauria, Squamata, Varanidae.
AUGGAACCGGAGAAAUGUGCCAGCUCACCUUGCCAUCUGAAGAAUGGCAGCAGUCACACACAUGUCACUCCUGAGGUGCUCAGCAGCACCAGUGACGUCUUGGUGACUUCCUUGCUGGGAGGCAUCCUGGGCACCAUGUGUCUUGUUGGCACGGUUGGGAACAUCUACACGCUGGUGGUCAUCCACCUCUCCCCGGGACUGACCGGCUCGAUGUACAUUUAUAUAGCCAACUUGGCCUUGGCUGACCUCCUGUAUCUCUCCACCAUCCCUUUCGUAGUCUGGACUUACUUCAUGAGGGACUGGUAUUUUGGAGAAGUGGGAUGCAGGGUCCUCUUCAGCCUGGACUUGCUUAGCAUGCACACCAGCAUCUUCAUCCUCACCAUUAUGAGCAAAGAGCGGUACCUAGCCAUCGCCAGGCCCUUGGACACUGUCCAGAGGCCACGGGGUGACAGGAGAGUCGUCACCUGCUUGGUGUGGCUCGUCUCCUUCCUCCUCACCUUGCCAACCAUGAUCCUCAUCGACUUACAGACCAGCAGCCACGGUGGAGUGACCAAGCGCAUGUGCCACCCCACGUGGCAGAUGGAGGCAUACAAAGUCUAUCUCACCGUACUCUUUAAUACUAGCAUCUUGGCCCCUGGCCUGGUCAUCUGCUACUUGUACAUCAAGCUGGCCAGAACCUACUGGAGAUCUCAGGUGGCCAUCUUGGGCACCCGUAAUGUGAAGAGAUGCCCCAGGCAGAAAGUCCUGUACAUGAUCUUUAGCAUCAUCCUAGCCUACUGGACCUGUUUUAUCCCGUUCUGGCUGUGGCAGCUACUUGGCGUCUACCAACAGCAGCCGGGGAACCUCGACAGCAACACCGCAGUCUUCAUCAAUUUCCUUGUGACCUGCCUGGCAUACAGCAACAGUUGUGUCAACCCUUUCCUUUAUACAUUGCUUUCCAAGAAUUACAGGGAAUACUUACAAAGCUGCUCCAGGCAUGGCAUCCUCCUCUCCGAGAUCAAGUGCAGGAGGAGCUCCUCAAGGAAGUCCAUGUGGUCUGCGAGCCAAGCAUGCACCGAGAGUGUGGCUGUUGCCCAAAUCGAGGGCAUCAACUGCGACAGUAUCGACUCCUUGUGA